Capsella rubella is the source of this 2343-nucleotide messenger RNA. Its product is annotated as receptor like protein 42. Bases 1 to 2343 code for a protein of 780 amino acids. Gene Ontology annotation, molecular function: protein binding. The record is from RefSeq and is a predicted model, not a curated record. The transcript is spliced from 2 exons. NCBI's taxonomy places the organism in Eukaryota, Viridiplantae, Streptophyta, Magnoliopsida, Brassicales, Brassicaceae.
AUGAUCACACUUACAAAAUGGAGUUUGUGCUUCAUCUUCUGCCUUGCUCAUUCAACACUUGUUCCUGCUAAACACUUGUGUCUUCCAGAUCAGAAGGAUGCUCUUUCAGAGUUCAAGAACGAGUUCUAUGUCCAUGAUCCAACUGGGUAUGGUGAGAAGAAGACAACGAAGUGGAAGAACAACACUGAUUGUUGUUCUUGGGAUGGUGUCUCUUGUGAUCCUAAGACGGGUGUGGUCGUUAAGUUAGACCUCCACGGUAGUUUUCUCAAUGGGCCUUUGAGAUCUAAAAGUAGCCUAUUUAGACUACAACAUCUUCAGAGCUUGUAUCUUCGCUCCAAUAAUCUAUCGGGUAUUCUACCAGAUUCCAUCAGCAACCUCAAAUAUUUGACGUUUUUGGAUCUUGGCCAUUGCAAUCUCUUUGGAAAGAUUCCUUCUUCACUUGGAAAUCUUUCUCAUCUCACUACUCUUGAUCUUUCUUAUAAUCAUUUCACUGGUGAGCUACCCGAUUCGAUGGGGCAUUUAAACAAGCUAGAAAAGUUGUGUCUUGGAAGGGCCGGGCUCAGUGGGAAUUUUCCUUACUUGCUACUCAACUUGAGCUCGCUCAUGUGGAUCGAACUUGGUUCUAACCAGUUCAAAGGUAUGCUUCCAUCUAAUAUGAGUAGCCUUUCCAAAUUGGAAGUUUUUGAUGUUAGUGAAAAUGCCUUUUCUGGUAUUGUUCCCUCUUCUCUCUUCAUGAUAUCUUCGUUGGUUGAACUUAACCUGGGACGUAACCACUUCAACGGUCCUCUUGAGAUUGGGAAUAUCUCUUCAGUAUCUAAACUUCAAAACUUAUACAUUGGAAAAAACAAUUUUAGCGGGCCAAUCCCCGGAUUUAUAUCGAAACUAAUCGGGCUCUCGGAACUUAGCCUCUCUUCCUGGAAUACGGGAAAGGGCAUCGUUGAUUUCAGCAUCUUCUUGCAUCUCAAGUCACUUACUGUGUUGGAUCUUUCAGGGAUUCAUUUGAAUAUCAGUUUAACUCUCCAUUUUCCCUCACCCAUGAUAAUGUUGGUUUUAUCGUCCUGCAAUAUUGAUGAAUUCCCCAAGUUUCUUGAAAACCAAACCAGUCUAAUGUAUUUAGACAUCUCUGCCAAUCAAAUUGAAGGCCAAAUACCAGAAUGGUUACCAAACUCACUCAUUGUCUUUAUAGCCUCCGAUAAUCAGUUUUCGGGAGAGAUUCCUAGAGCAAUAUGCGAAUUGGAUAAUCUAUAUACACUUGUUUUGUCCAACAACAACUUCAGUGGUUUUAUUCCGAAGUGUUUUGAGAUGUUCAAUUCUUCUCUUUUGAUCUUGCAUCUUAGCAAUAACAGUCUCUCAGGUGUUAUUCCAGAGGAAAUUAUUAGUGAUCGCUUGAUAUCACUUGAUGUUGGUGGCAAUUUGUUAUCAGGAAAACUUCCUAAGUCUUUGAUCAACUGCACUCAACUCCAGUUUCUGAACGUGGAAGACAACAUAAUCAAUGACAAGUUCCCAUCAUGGUUGAGUUUAUUACCCAAUCUACAGAUUCUUGUCCUUCGUUCUAACGAGUUCUAUGGGCCAAUAUUCUCUCCUGGAGAUUCUUUGAUAUUCCCCAAGCUUCGAAUAUUCGACAUUUCAGAUAAUAGCUUCAGUGGAGUCUUGCCAUCAGAUUACUUUGUUGGUUGGAGUGUAAUGUCAUCGGUGGUAGACAUUGAUGAUAUUAGGCUUGUAUUCGGGAUUUUAGGAGAUAACCGAGAAUCGUAUCAAAGAUCUGUGGUUAUGACGAUCAAAGGAGUGGAACGGGAGCUGGUUGGGAGUGGUUACAAAAUCUACAAAAACUUCGACAUCUCCGGAAACAGACUCGAAGGAGACAUUCCAGAAUCCAUUGGUUUACUCAAGGAACUGAUUCUGCUCAACAUGUCGAACAAUGCUUUCACGGGCCAUAUACCACCAUCUUUACCGAACUUGAGAAAUCUCCAAUCAUUGGAUCUAUCUAAAAACAAGUUAUCCGGCAAAAUCCCACCAGAGCUUGGGAAACUCACGUUUCUAUCACUUAUGAAUUUCUCGUACAACAAUCUUGAAGGUCUAAUACCACAAGGCACUCAGAUUGAAACUCAGAAUAGCUCUUCAUUUGCUGGGAAUCCCGGGCUAUGCGGUGUUCCUCUCCAAGUAACCUGUGGAGGAGAAGAAGAAGAAGAAGAAACAAAGCAAGAGAAAGAACAACAAGUGUUUAGCUGGAUGGCAGCUGCACUUGGCUACGUACCUGGUGUUGUGUAUGGACUUACCAUUGGCCAUAUUCUCUCUUCAUAUAGACGUGACUGGUUCAUGAAGAUUUUUCACUAUUUUGCUUAA